This is a messenger RNA of Helobdella robusta, 1897 nucleotides long. RefSeq lists its product as hypothetical. The transcript is spliced from 7 exons. The coding region runs from base 80 to 1810 and encodes 576 amino acids. NCBI's taxonomy places the organism in Eukaryota, Metazoa, Annelida, Clitellata, Rhynchobdellida, Glossiphoniidae. Gene Ontology annotation, cellular component: nucleus. The record is from RefSeq and is a predicted model, not a curated record. Gene Ontology annotation, molecular function: 23S rRNA (adenine(1618)-N(6))-methyltransferase activity; nucleic acid binding. Gene Ontology annotation, biological process: rRNA base methylation.
UUUAUUUUCUUGUGAAUGCACAAAAUUUAACGAUAAGUUUAUUAUUUAAAUAAAUAUUCAACAAAUUAAAUUUUUAAACAUGGCUUUUAACGAUCGAAUGCACGAAAGAAACAUUUACAAACGUAAAAAACCUAAUUUCAAAUUACUGGCUGAAAAAUAUGAGAAAUUUAGGGAAGAAGGGGCGAAAAUAGGCAAGAACGGGUCUUACUUUUUAAAUUUUAAAGACGCAAAAUGUCUACGGGCCCUAACUUGGGCUCUCCUAAAAGACGAUUUCAAUUUGGACGUAGACAUGCCGUUAAAUCGGCUGAUCCCCACUGUUCCUCUUCGACUCAACUACAUACUCUGGAUUGAGGAUAUUUUUUCUGACAAAAAUUCCAAUCUCUUGGGAGUUGAUAUAGGUUGUGGGUCUUCUUGUAUCUAUGCACUAAUUGGGGCUAAGAAAAAUAAUUGGAAGUUUGUUGCCGCUGAUGUAGACGCUGUUAAUUAUGAUUAUGCUCUGAAAAAUGUUGCUAAUAACGAUCUUUCUGAUCAUAUUAAAGUUAUCCACACAGAUCUUAACUCAAACCUGCAGACUAUAUUUAAUGACUAUACCUGUGAAGAUUAUUUCAAGAUUAAAUUAUCAUCAGAGUCCCCAUCGUCAUCAUCAUCUAUAAAAAUCGACUUCUGCAUCUGUAACCCACCAUUUUUUGAAAGCACAGUUGAUCUUUUGGGAUCUGGAAGAUCGAGAUCAGACGAUCGACCUGAUCCUAAAUCAGUCAACACAGCAAGUUGUGUUGAAUCAAUUUCUCCUGGUGGCGAAGUCGAAUUUGUUAAGAAGGUUAUUGUUGAUCCGAGUUUAGUUCUGAAGACAAAUGUAAGAGUCUACAGCACGAUGUUAGGCAAGAAGUGCAGUAUGAAGCCACUCCUUCAAUACCUUAAAGAAAAUAAUAUCACUAAUGUAUGUACAACUGAAUUCUGUCAAGGCCAUACAAUGAGGUGGGGUCUAGCCUGGUCAUGUGACUCCAACAUCCAAUUAGCUAAAUUGAUGAAAUCUCCCAAAAAGCAUAUACAGCCAUUGUGUAUUAAGCUGGAAUCGUCGAAACACAUUGAGAAGUCUAUGGGGGAAUGGCAGUUUUUUAUAGAGGGAAUGUUUAAUGAUCUGAAGGUUGAAUUCUUCGAAAGGCGGACAGACGCAUUCAAAUGCGAGAAAAUAUCCUGGAUAGUCACAGCCUUCGAGAAUACAUGGUCCCACCAAAGAUCAAAAAGAAGAAGAGAGAUGAUGGGUGUGAAAAAGAUAGAGGGAGAGAAGAUAGAGAUGAUGAGUGGGAGAGAGAGAACGAGUGAACAUAAGAUGAUGAUGAUGGCAGAGAGGAGACUGAAUCAAGCCAACGACGAUCAUAAUGAUAAUGCUAAUGAUAGAGUUAAAACGAAUCGAAAAAAUGUUGACGACGGAGAUACCGACGAUGGUGACGCUGAUGGUGAAGAACCAACUGGCAAGAAAUUAAAAUUGGAUGUUAACGUCUUGAGUGACGACACUACAGCUGCUGCAGAUGCUACUACCGCUGCUGCUGCUACUACUAAUGAUAAUGUUAAUAAUAAUAAAGCUGUUCUCCUUGAUAAUAAUAGUAAUGAUAACGGUACCAGUGAAAAUAAUAUUAAUAAUAAUAACAAUAAUAAUAACAAUAACCAGUUUAUUAUACAGUUUAUUUUAAACUUAUUGAACGAUGGAAAGCAUAAAAGCAUUCAGUUUGAAUGGCUGGCUGGCUCCUGCAGGGACCUCAUGCACCAGUUCUAUCAAUACGUCGUUAAUUUCAUCUCAAAAUUCAAUUGAAAUAUUUUUCCCGGAUUUCGUUCAAUUGUUUUAAACAGAAUAAUUAAUUUGUUAGUAUAUUGAAAAAAGAAAAAUAUUUUUCAAUUU